GGUGGGAUCUGGACCCAUAACGAGGUUAAACUAACGGGAUUUGUAACAUCAGUCGAUGAAGAACUCUGAGGUUUUGGCGGAUGUGGACAUUUAUGUUGAUUCAGUUUCCAAUAAGCAGAUUCUUUUCCACAACUUGACCUGCUGGGAGAUUGUAUUGGACAUUUGUGGACUUAUGUUUAACUAAGUACCGUUUGAAUAACAAGAAGCCGCGCACGCUGUCGCAGGGGCUGACUGGCCUGUUGCCAUGACAACAGCGGGGCCCAUCCCACCCCCUCUCUGCACACGCUCGCUCUCGGUGUCACGGUGGAAGCCGCUCUCAGAUCCGGGCUCUGCUGCUGCAGACGGAGACAGGAAGGAGAUCCUCCUCGUCUGCUCUGAUGCUCCAGAUGAGUGGACCGGCUGCAGGACCGCACAAACCGGGCAGCACCAACAGUGACAUGCAGGCAGCUGCGGUGGCCCCCUCCUUCAUCCCUACCCAGUCAUCAGGGAAGAUACCGGGCAGGAAGAGGGGCAGACCCCCCCUCCGCAACGUCACCAAGAUGGAUUUUCCAAACCACUACUCUGACGGGCUCCCUCCCCUUAAAGUGCACAAGAAAAGGGGGAGAAAGCCGGGUUUCAAGCUCAAAUCCCGGAUGCUCAUGACUCCACUCGCCAUCUCCCCCCCCAGCAGCACUCCGGAGCCGGACAUGAGCUCCAUUCCUCAGGACGCUGCGACUGUUCCACACUCUGCGACUCCACAGGUGCUCACAGUCUGCAUCUACAUCAACAAGCAGGCCCACACAGGUCCAAACCUGGACAGGAAGAAGAUCCAGCUGCUGCCGGGUCACUUUGGGCCGGACAGACCAUCGGUGGUUCUGCAGCAGGCCGUGCAAGGCUGCAUCGACAGCGCCUUCCAGCAGAAGACGGUCUUCACUCUGCUGACGCAGGGCUACGGAGGAGAGAAGAUCUCAGCCACGUUUGACGGGAAGCAGCACCUCCUGAGUCUCCCUGUGGUCAACAGCAUCGACUACGUUCUGCGGUUCCUGAAGAAGCUGUGCCGCAGUUUGCACUGCGAGAACCUCUUCAGCGACGAGCCCUUCACCCAGCGCGGUGGUGGGUCCUACCACCCUGAAGAAGCCUCCAUGACGGAGGACUUCCACGCGGAGCAGGCUGACGGUAAGCGCUACUCUGGGGACGUGGAGGAUCCUCCCUUCAGCUCCAUCAGCUCGUCCUACUCUCCAAAGUCCUCCUUCAGGUUCCGGGCUCUGCCAGCCACCAGCCCGAAGACGUUUCCAGAAGGGAACCGGACAGGUUACGGCGCGUUUCCGGAGACGCAGGACUCCAAAGUCCCGCGCAGCAAGGACCCGUCCACAUGGUCUGUGGAUGACGUGGUCUGGUUCAUCCGGGAGACGGACCCGCAGGCUCUGGGCCCCCACGCCGAUGUCUUCAGGAAACACGAGAUUGAUGGAAACGCUUUGCUGCUCCUGAAGAGCGACAUGAUCAUGAAGUACCUGGGUCUGAAACUCGGCCCGGCGCUGAAGCUUUGCUUCCACAUCGACAAACUGAAACAGGCAAAGUUCUGAAGUCUGGAGGGGCGGAGCCUCUUGGUCUGGGAUCCAAUCAGAGACAAGCUUUCUGAGCCUCCAAGAGGUCUGUUGGUUCAAGAUCUACGGACAUCUGCGGCUCUAGCUUCCCUAAAGGACCAAACAGUCGGUUCCUUUAAGGACUAAAGGUCAAAUUUCAGAGAGGGCGGAGCAGGGGAAGCUCCUCCUCCUCUCGGUUUGUUAUUCUGCUGAUGGAAAUCCAAAACAUUUUCUUUCACUUUCCUCCAGACAAAAAGGUUUUAGGAUUGAAUUAAAACGAUGUUCUCUAUUUAAGCUCAAAUAAUAAAAACCACCAAACCUGAUUUCAGCCUCUGAAGUUCCUUUGCGCUCCGAUCAUCUCUGGAUCUGCUCGGGAUGAAGCCCACUGAGGUCACUGCUGUGUGAUGUUGUAUCUGAAACCCCUUGAGGUCUUUGAGACCGGGUUCAUGCCCUAUGGCUCCUCCCUGCUCCUCUAACCACAUGGUCUGUGGAGCGCCAGCGGCGUCUGAAAUGGAUGGUUUUAAGGAGGAACGUCGCAGGUUUCCCUCCACCGUGAGGGAGGAGAAACUCAUGUCUUUAUGUGGGAGUGCUCUGCAGAACUGAGGUUUACACUGAAAUGUAGGAAAUGUUAUGUGUUUAACGGGUGCUAGCAGCUACAUGCUAACGUAGAUGACUAAUGAUGACAUCAUUGAGUGGGAGUAACCUCCAAAUAUGAAGAGAGUGGCUCUGUCUGAAUUCCUCCCCAAAUCCCAAACAACAGCAGGACAAUCCGGGGUCAGAGCAAUUCAGACGCCAUGCUCACUACGGUUCUUCGUUGUGAUGUCACAGAUUCCAUCUGAAGUGAAAAUCUCUUCAAUACGAACAUUUCACGACGUUUGUUGAUGACUCCACGGUGUUCUGAUGAUGAAAACAUGGACGGUUUGUUAAGAAAAACACAUUGUUUGCCUGCAAUGCAUUGUGGUCUAUAUUUGCUAAUGUAACAAGCAUUAAUUCACGUUAGAUUUUUGCAAGGACUUCUGGGAAAUUUCUAGCGCACUGGAUUUUGGAAUUGUAGAUUCGAACACACAAUGACAAACACACCAAAUAGUGCACAGGGAAGGAAGUCGGACACGCCCACUUCUUCUCACAUCUUCCUGUUAGGAGGAUGUCGGGGAGUGAGAAGUGGGAGGAGUUCAGAAUCACACAUAGUAUCUGCAGAGCGGCAGCUGUCCAUCAGAAAUUCCACUCUGAGUUGGGGGUAGGAGGUUGGGGUGGAGUAAGCCUCUGCUGAUAUCCCAUCAUCCCUUUGUUUACACUCUCUCCCACUAGCUUACAGCCCCUCACACCGCGUGUAACAGAAACAUCAGCCGUGCGGUUCUGAUCCAGAUUCCAGCUCAGACCAGGAAAACUAAGAUGGUCAUGGAAUGGGUGGAACAGGGAGCUUGUGGCCCCGCCCACUAUUGUUUGUACAUUACAACGAUCAAUCUUUUUCAAACAGCAUUUUUUAAUGGAAACUGGAAACUUAAGAAUUUAUUUAGGCUGAAGAUUCAAUAAAAACAAAGUUGAGGAUCUGAGAUCAUGACAUUUAUUAUCGUGUAUAAAAUGAUGAUAAAUGUCUGUGAUUCAUAAAAAGUGGAAUGAGUUGUUUCUGCUGCCUCUGUCCUUCAGAACGAUGACAGUUCCAUUUAGGAUGAACAAAGAUGAACAAAGAGAUGAACAAACACAGUUUUUAUCCAUAAAGUGAAACAUAAGAAAUGUAUUAUUGAUAAAAUAAAUGAUCAGAAGAAGCCAGCAAAGAAAAUGGAAACUGAAGUGAUGAACGGUUUCUGGGCCCACAGCCCUCCAUGACGCUGAUAUUUGGAGUAAUAAAGUUCAAGAUAAAGACGAUUCUCUGCUUCUACUUCGAUAUAAAUCCAACUUUUUUCUGCUAGUCUUUCAUGUUUGAGGCCAGUUCAAGUCCAACUGUCUGAACAUUCAUGUUUGAUGUUUUCAGUAAAUUAAUCAAAAUCUGAACUCAAUAAAGAUCCAGCUGCAUGGCAA
This is a messenger RNA of Oryzias melastigma (Indian medaka), 3581 nucleotides long. Its product is annotated as sex comb on midleg-like protein 4. The transcript has 9 exons. Bases 378 to 1562 code for a protein of 394 amino acids. Gene Ontology annotation, molecular function: protein binding. NCBI's taxonomy places the organism in Eukaryota, Metazoa, Chordata, Actinopteri, Beloniformes, Adrianichthyidae. The record is from RefSeq and is a predicted model, not a curated record.